This is a messenger RNA of Debaryomyces hansenii CBS767, 1986 nucleotides long. RefSeq lists its product as uncharacterized. The record is from RefSeq and is a predicted model, not a curated record. Lineage: Eukaryota; Fungi; Ascomycota; Pichiomycetes; Serinales; Debaryomycetaceae. Bases 1 to 1986 code for a protein of 661 amino acids. The transcript has a single exon.
AUGCUGGAUUCAAUUUCACGUCCAUCUAUUCCCAGGAGACCAAAAAAACAAUUGCAAGUUGAUUUACCUAAUCACCUGGAAGGUUUUGAUAGAUCUGAUACUGAAUCUGAUAAUGAGCAAAUGGUAAGUUUAGAAUCGUUGGAAUCUAACGAAGCAAGCGAUAAGAUUCCAGUGAUUCCAAAAAGACCAGAUAGAUCAAAAUCUUCAUCAAAAAGCCCUAGCUUACCGGCUAUUCCUAAAAGACCUCAAAAGUCCGACACAUCUGGUGUGGAGUCUCCAAGUCCACUGGAUUUACCUGAAGUGGAAAACGAAGAAGAAAACCACAAGAGCAUAUAUGAUGAGUCAGUAAGUUCGAAGAAGCAUUCUGACGAUGCAAUUGAACCACCUGAAAGUUCUGAAUUCAAUUAUGAAGUAGGCGAUAGAUCGGACGUCGAUGUUUCCGAUGGAGAUAAGACCCCCGGCAAUACUAAUACUAAGACCAGUAUUAAAGAGGACCUCAAUAUAACUGAUGAUAAUUCUAUGCAUAGCUUUGAUGAUGAUUUAGAAACCGUUCUACAAGAUCGAGAUGACAAUGGUUCAUCGUCUAUUGGCCCCGAAAUAAGUCAAGACAAUAAUGUACCUUCGUCGAGUGAAAGUGAUAUUAAUGCCGAACUUGGUGAGGAAUAUACUGAUCCUGAUUCGAACAGUCAAAAAUCUUGCGGGAACAGGGAUAAGGAAAAUGAUGAACUCUCAACAGAAAGUGAUAAGAGGAACCCUAAUGAAAGAGAUCAGUCGAAUAAAAGUGAAGAAAAGACGAUAAAAAAAGAUCAAGAAGUAUCUAAUACGCCAAAAGUAACCGAUGCAGAAGCAUCUGAGGACAGAGAUUCGGAUAAUAUUCCUCACAUUCCAAGAAGACCGAAGAAGUCAAAAUCCGCUACGAGCGAACCUGAUGCUAAGUCAAUUGAAGUGGAAAAUUUAGACAAUACUAAUAUAAUUGACCAAAAGCAGACGCAAACUAAUAAAGACAAUAAUGAAGAGGCCUACUCGAUAAAUGAAACUUCUGAAAGUAAGUCUGAGACACCCCAACAAGAAAAAAAUACGACCAAGCCGAAAGCUCCUCCAAAACCCAAAAAGUUGUCAUCAAAAAUAGCUGCGUUCCAACAAAUGUUUAAUCAGGAAACCGCACCCCCAAGAAACUCCGGAACUAGCAAAUCUACCUCUAAGCCAGAUUUAGAGACAAAGAACUCAGAGAAUAAGGAAGUUCCAUCAAGAUUAUCGACUGAUAAAAUGAAAUUCGCUCAAAGUUUACAAGGCAUGAUGGGUAAAGGAAUAGCUAUGCCUGGUAUGGUCAACCCCAAUUUUCACCAGAAGAUAGAUACUGAAGAGAUUGAGUCACCCGAUAAAGAGGUGAAAAUUCUGAAUAUGAAAAGGGGUAUUGCAAAAGGACCAAGAGGUAAAAAGUUACCAAAAUCUUUAAAAAACCCUGUCAAUGUUGAAGUUACUCCUAGAUUUAAUUCUUUUGUUCUGACUAUAUGGGAAUUAAAUUUUCAAGCAGACACUAAAUCGAAUGAUAUGGAGGGUAGUGAAAAUGUAUCCAAUAAUACAGAAGCACAAAAACUGGAGAACAAUGAAGAAAUUCUAAACUUAGAGAACAAGUCGGAGUAUAUUAUGGAUAGUGAGUCUGUAUCGAACUCUACACCAGCAUCAGACAUUAAAGAAAUUAGAGAGGAGUCAUCCCCUUUGAAGAUUGAUGAUGAUGAUGUCUAUCUGGAAAUUGACAAACUGAAAACUACUCAAAGUGAACUGAGGAACUUAGAAAGCAUAGAUAGUACCGAAGGGUCUAGAAAUAUAGAUGCCGAAAACCUACCUGAGGAAAUCAAAUCUGAUAAUGAUUCUGCAGCAUCAUAUCCAAAAAAGCUGGAAGAUUCGGAUUUAGAUUUGGAUGAUAAUGAACAACAUAUACUUGAAAACCAAGAACUGGAUCUAAAUCUAAGAAAAGAGGAUUAA